AUGCCGCCCUUUGGACCGUCGAGCUCGAGUCCAACAUACUACGGUGGAUGUGGUUCUCGCGGCCCUGGACGCAUUCCUCGUUCUGAUUUGCUGGUCGUCGGGAACGAUGCUCCACGAGCUUCUCGGAAAUCUGGACCGAAGCGACCGGCUGCAGAGGCGCGAUGCCGCUGCGGUACGACCUACACUGCAGAUUCGGCCUUUUGCCGCGUUUGCGGUGAAAAGAGGCCAUCAGUUCCAUCAGUUCCACCUCGAGGGCCAAAUGGGCAACGCACAGCCACUCCGCCCAGAUCUGUGAGCCCUGGAGCACGCUCAUGGCGCUCAAAACCAACCACUCGGCCAGAGUCAGCACCAUCAGCACCAUCAGUACAAAGAGAUUAUUUGCCGGAGGUGAUUCAAGGCCUACUUGCAGAGCACCAGGAGACUGAGCGAAGGCGACCUGCCGCCCUCACUCCCGAGAAAGUUCUCGCAAACCUGCGCCGCUUGAGGUUGCGAUCGGGCGUGAGGGUUCAUGAUAUACAGGAUCUGAUCCGGCAGCAACGUGAUGGAAAACUGACCGUGGCGGAGUUUCGAAGCUUGUUGCGCGAGGUUGGCAUCAAAGUCGACGACGCUCUCGCGCAGGAGACCUUCGCACGUCUGGACAGAGGUGGCCAUCACAAGAUUUCGUGGGCAGAAUUGUGGGCAGCUAUGGCACCAACUCCAAGUGAUGUUUUGAAGGAGUUGAGGGUGGCCAUCCACAAGAAGCGUAUGACAGUGGCAGAACUAAUUCAGCCCUACGACUCUAAUGCAGACCAUAUCUUGACAGCAGGGGAGUUUCACAGGCUGCUGGAUGGUUUGGGCUUCGAGUUGGAUGAUGCUGAGGUCAGACACAUCCUUCAUCAGAUAGACCUGGAUGGAACUCGGACAAUUUCAUGUAAGGAGUUGGAAUAUGCAUUGGAUCAGCUUGGAGGUUCGGCACCCAACGAAAGGCCCACACUUAGCAGGGAGACGUGGAAGGGCGAUGAGUUGGUACCUCCCAAAGGGUUCACACAAACUUCGCCUGACCUGACCAUGCAAGUGCCGGAAGGUGCUGGAGGUAGACCAGGCAGACCCUUGUCUCCAGCUCGACCUGAUCAGACCGUGUCGCAACCAGAUCCACCAGCUGCAACCGGUGCUUUGAAUGAAAUUCUGCGGGAGUUUGAUCCGAGCCCGCUACUCGUCAAUCCCUCCAGCUCGUCAAGCUCCCAAAAGACCACACGACCGCGACCAACACUUCAGGAUGUCAUGUCACAGCUGCGGAAUCUGCGGCUGGUCCGUGGUAUAUCGCUGGCUGAUCUGAAGAGCACUUGCGAUGCAGGUGGUGACGUGAAGUUGACCAAAGAUGACCUACUCAAGGUACUACUCCGCGUCGGAAUACAAGCCGAUGCUGCCCUUGCUGAGCAAGUCUUUGGCUUCAUUGACCAAAACGGAAAUGGAAAGAUCAGCUGGGAAGAGUUGUGGGCAGCUGCCAGACCCUCAGUAGACGAAGUUCUUCAAGUGUUGAAGGCUAUCAAGGAGCAAAGAGGUCUCAGCAUCGAAAGAUUGCUUCGCCAGCACGACUCCAGUGGAGAUGACAAGUUGGCCUUCAGUGAGUUUCAGAAAUUGCUUCAGUCACUGAGCAUAGACAUCGAUCAGGAGACAGCAGCGGAGGUCUUCAAACGCCUUGGCCGUGAUGGGGACAAGCAGCUGUCAGUUAAUGCAAUUGUUGGAAAGGGAACGCCAGAACCAGGUCCACUGCAAGAUGUCAUGUCACAGCUGCGGAAUCUGCGGCUGGUCCGUGGCAUAUCGCUGGCUGAUCUGAAGAGCACUUGCGAUGCAGGUGGUGACGUGAAGUUGACCAAAGAUGACCUACUCAAGAUACUACUGCGCGUCGGAAUACAAGCCGAUGCUGCCCUUGCUGAGCAAGUCUUUGGCUUCAUCGACCAAAACGGAAAUGGAAAGAUCAGCUGGGAAGAGUUGUGGGCAGCUGCCAGACCCUCAGUAGACGAAGUUCUUCAAGUGUUGAAGGCUAUCAAGGAGCAAAGAGGUCUCAGCAUCGAAAGAUUGCUUCGCCAGCACGACUCCAGUGGAGAUGACAAGUUGGCCUUCAGUGAGUUUCAGAAAUUGCUUCAGUCACUGAGCAUAGACAUCGAUCAGGAGACAGCAGCGGAGGUCUUCAAACGCCUUGACCGUGAUGGGGACAAGCAGCUGUCAGUUAAUGCAAUUGUUGGAAAGGGAACGCCAGAACCAGGUCCACUGCAAGAUGUCAUGUCACAGCUGCGGAAUCUGCGGCUGGUCCGUGGCAUAUCGCUGGCUGAUCUGAAGAGCACUUGCGAUGCAGGUGGUGACGUGAAGUUGACCAAAGAUGACCUACUCAAGGUACUACUGCGCGUCGGAAUACAAGCCGAUGCUGCCCUUGCUGAGCAAGUCUUUGGCUUCAUUGACCAAAACGGAAAUGGAAAGAUCAGCUGGGAAGAGUUGUGGGCAGCUGCCAGACCCUCAGUAGACGAAGUUCUUCAAGUGCUGAAGGCUAUCAAGGAGCAAAGAGGUCUCAGCAUCGAAAGAUUGCUCCGCCAGCACGACUCCAGUGGAGAUGACAAGUUGGCCUUCAGUGAGUUUCAGAAAUUGCUUCAGUCACUGAGCAUAGACAUCGAUCAGGAGACAGCAGCGGAGGUCUUCAAACGCCUUGACCGUGAUGGGGACAAGCAGCUGUCGCUGAGGGCACUCUUUGGGUUUGACUCCGGGGGAGGUCGCCAAGCGCCGACUUCACCUCAAGGUGGGUCUGGAAGAGCCUCAGGAGCCUCAGGAGCAUCAGCUGACGUUUUGGAUGACUACCUGACUCGCGAGCAGCUCAGGGAAAUGAUCAUCCAAGCUGGUGUUGCUGCAGAGGACGAAGAAGGUCUUCUCAACAAAAUUUUCCAAGAAAUCGACACUGGCAGGACAGGGCGAGUAGCUCGAAGAGAAUUGUGGCAAAAACUUGACCGAUUUUUGCCCAGUGGUGAAGAAGAGGCUCAGAUCGAUGCUGCCAUGCCCAUGUCUAGGCCAAGAAUGCCCAGCCCACCACGUCCUGCAACACUGCCACAGCCUGGUCGAUAUGAAAGUCCUCGAUCAGCUUCAGGAUAUCCUUUAGGUUCUCAAGCUUGGGAAUUGCUGCAUCGGAUCUACCGCCGCUUGGCGGGUCAAGAUCCCAAUGUCCCAACGAUAUCCUUGAUUGAAGAGAUUCGGCGUGAUGUGCAUGUCCGCAACGAGAGGCUCUUGGAGCGACCGGUUGUUGGGAUAGCAUUUGGGCAAGGCCCCAGUAUUUCAUUAGACGCUGCGCUGCAGCAUGUUUUGCAUCAAGUUGCAGGUGAGCGAAGCGUCUUGGAAUACACCACAUGGGAGCGCUUCAACUGGCUGCUGAUUGAGGCUCAGCGCUUCUGUCAGACGGAGGUCCGAAGUCCAAGACCGAUGGAUCCGCGGCAACCUCCGGGCCGUCCAAGAUCCCCAAGACUGGAAAGCCCGGCUCGUUCCCCAAGCCGGGAUGGAUGGUCCAGAUGGGUCCUCUCUGCAGGGGGAUCUAUGGCUGGCUGCCCGAAUCCAGAUGAGGAACCUGGAGGGGCAAUCGAGUGGAUGACCAAAGAGUUGGGUUUCGACCGUGAGAUCCUCUACCGUUUGUUCGACAUGUUCCGGCAGGGGGCGGAAAGACCUCGACUGGUGGGCCGGGAUCGAUUCAUACAAUUGGUGCAGGCCAGUCCCAGAUUACAGACUGCUCUCUUGAUGACCCCAUUGAUCUCCAGCACUAGGGUGAUCCAGCCCAUGAACUGGGGAGAUUUCCUGUGGUAUUUGUCUCAAGUUGAUGCUAUCAGUAUUUCAUGGUCAGAUAUCUUGGCCACAGCGUGUUGCUGUCGGACAGUGAGCCUUGGGUUAGCAACGGGACAACGACAUCCCAGUCAGAUGUCCCCAAGGAUUUCAGUGGCCGAAAGCAGAGCUCGGUUGGACGAGUACAGGCGACGUGCUGAAGCACAAACGCCUACCAGGGUGUCUAGUCCCAGCAGCCCCAGCAGAAAUGCGAUUCCAUCUACCUCCUUGCCUGCCGUGCAGAAACUGGCUCCCAAGAUACCCCAGCAUGCUCAGCCCACCAAUUUCAGUGAGAGCUCUCCAUUGGCUGCGAUUGAAAAUAGUUUCGCAAGAGUGUCUGGACCCAUGCCACAGCAGAGAAUGUCGAGGCAUCCAUUCCUUCCAGAUGCUGAUGAUGAUUUUCCGCCGCAUUUCAGGGGUGGCUACUCAGACCGGAUGGGCCCUGUUCCUAUGGCAGAGAUGCCAAAGCCUCCUCCGCCACCGCCUCUGGCAGAACCAGCUGGGCCAGAUGGGUGCAGCAAACGUUUGAGGUUUCAAGUCAGCAGACCCUACGAUCCAACGGAGCAAGACAGGAUUGCAGCAGAGCUGAGAAAAAUUUUUGAUAUGCGGAUCAAGUCUGCCAUUGAAGGGAGCACAUCUUGCGACCUGCGGCCUGGUCGGCUUCUGAAGGGUGAUGUUGAUAUGCCCAACAGAACCCAACAGCUCCCAAUCGGUCAUGUGAGUCAUGCGCAUGGUGCUCUGCCAUGUGUUGCACACGCGGCCUUUCACAGGCAAGCAGUUGCGGGCGCUGUUCUUCUGCUGGCUUACACUGCAGGGCCACGUUCUAGGAACAAAGUGCCAUCCUCUAGGCCUUCCGCUGAACUCUACAGAGAGGGGGCCGCUCAAAAUGCGCUAGAUACAAUAGAUGGACCAAAGAAGGAGGAGCGGCAGCUGCAGGACCAAACGGCGCCGUACUUUUUCUUCACCACGCCUCCGUAUGUGAAUAUAGUGGUCUUUGACUCGCACGAUUCCAACUGCGAUGUUAACUUCGAGUCCCCACCCGUGACAGAUCCAAACCUUGUGGGGUAUCCUGCUGAUGGAACCGACUCCUUGCGUCAAGCGCAUAUGGCAUGUGGAGUUGCACCAGCACGAUUCGUUUUCACCACUUCUGAUCUUUCAGCCUAUGAAGAUGAGACCAUCCAGGCAAAGAUGCAGAUCCGCAUUACUUGCAACCGAGCCUUCUUCGUGGAGUCACCAACCUGCGAAAAUGUUCUGGAUGCCACUGGCGAUUUUCCUCGGAUUGAGGAAUGCCGCUUCAAUGAGCACGAGGCAAGAUUGAUCCUGCAGACGCGGCUUAAGAAACAAUCGACCUACUCGCUGACUCUGAAGCUGCUUUUGCCUGCUGGCAGAAUGACCGCCGCGGAGAAUAGUUACGUGUUCACCACAGAGUUUGACCCAGAUGACAUCAUCGAGGGCACGAAGUCAUCAAUAGAUUUGGGCUACACGGUGCCUCAUGCGAAGGACCCCACUUACGGCAAUGACUUCACAUCUCGAGGCUACAUCACUGGCUUCUUCUGGCAGCCCACGCUCACCUACGAAUCAAGUCCAGAUGUGAUUACUGUGUUCACAUUUGGCUUGCGCACCUUUGGGUUCAUGAACACUGACUACAACAUCGACGUCGUGGCACAUCCGACCAACGUAUGGAAGAUCGGAAUACCAGGAACUGAUUGUGAUCAAUUUACGCCACCCCACAUCGGAACGACCUGCCGACUUCGGUCCUUUCAAGGAGCACUAGCAUCAGAGGCGAACGGCUUCCGCUUGGAUGUGGGCACCACGCCAAUGAUCAACUUGGGAAGUCAAGCCACUCCGCAGUUCUCUCUGGUGAUCCGGAACCCGCCGUCCUCUGUCAACAUGUACUGGACCGCAACCUCAUUCCGUAUCGAUGAGGAUCAGCUACCGCAAGAGCCAUUCACAGUGUUCAUCGACAAGCCGAUCAGUGUCAUGGGCAUGCCGACAGGGCAGAUUGUUGCGUUCGAACGCGGUGAUGUCAAUGUGGAGCAGUGGGUCGUGCUGGAGUUCAAGCCUGGCAACACCAUUAUGCCUGGUCAAACCAUGUCAGGGAUGAUCGUUAUCCUUCCACCCACCAGCUUUACCAUCGUGGCCAGCGCGGCUCCGCAGUUGCCGAAUCCAACCUACAACGAGCUGCCCUGCACGUCAUGGCCAGAGGCAGAUCGCCUCGCUGGGCGAUGGAUCUGCCCCAUUGCAGAUACUGCACCCUUCAAAGAAACGACCUACGGCGUCAGAUUGAAGGUGGUGAAUCCAUCGGAGCCGGGCGCCGCGCGAUCAUGGAGAGUCGAGUUGUGGGAAGAGGAUGCUUCAAAACCGGUCGCUGCAACACGUGGAAUCCGCGGAAUGGAAGUGUCAGGGCCAAUGCAGGCUGCGCUGUCGCAAGAGAAUCAGUUGCUGGGAAGUAUCAACACUGUUCGGUUUGAUAUCACUCCUCAACAGCCAAUCGGAAACGUGCCAAACACUCGCCUGCGAGUCUUAGCCCCACCUGGCUUUGUGGUCAUCAAACGAUGUCUGGGUUUUCAGCCCAUUGAGCUCCCAGCGUGCGAAUGCAUAGGUUCCGACUCGAAUUCCUUCGAGUUGGUGUUUAGUGAGCCUGGUGCCAUCCAAGGAGGCACUCAAUACUCCUUCCAGCUGCAGUUGCAAAAUCCGGUGAACAACAUUGCAGACGCGGACAACGUUUGGUCUUUUGACACCUUGCGGCCAGAUGGUGUCGCCAGGGACACUGCACGGUCACAAGGAUUCUUUCUCUAUCCCUACGAGUUUUCGUCCUUUGUGGUGGUCCCUUUGAUGCGAAAGCCUGGGCCUCAAACAAUCGUCAUCCGCUUCAUCUCGCCUCUGCUCAUCCCCUUCGACGACUACGUUCGAGUCCGAGCGCCUCUCGGGGUUGCUUGGCGCGCCUCAGAUCUUCAAUUCAGCACGCAGGGAGAGCUCACGCAAGCGAAUGAGCUUGGAGCAAAAGAGCCCAGUGUGGAGUACGAAACUCCCAAUGAGCUCGUUGUCCAGCUCACCACAACCGCGCAAGCCAACUUCGAGUACGGGAUUGCGGCUGUAGCAGAGAUACCCCAAACAACGCCAGUGCCAAAUGCAUGGUGGAUUGAGCAGUACCGAAGAACUGGAAAUCCUGCGCCAGACAGCUGGCGAUACAUUGCAUCGAAGGGAGCAUCUGGCUUCAAGACCCAGGUGUUGAUCAACACAAAGGUUGAUCCUUUCAACAUCGUGGCAGAAGGUUGGCAGAAUCCAACCCUCUUCGUCUUCGAGACGACGAUCGAGGUGAUGCCCUUCCUCCAAGCCACUGCUUCGGGGACAGAGUUGGUUCCAGCAGUAUUGCUGGUAGAAGCUCCGCCAGGGUUCACCUACAUUUGCCCACUGACAGAAACUGUGUACAUGCCACAGUACUCGAUUGGGCUUCCUGCUGAUACAACGUGCUCGGUGGAUCACAAUAACUUGGCAGAACGCAACAAGCUGUACCUUGAGAUCCCAGAUGGUUUGAAGGGCGACACUCGCUAUGCAUUCACGGUGGAUGUGGUGAACGCUAGGUUUGUGGACCCUCUGAGAAAUGUGUUCCGCAUGGCAACCAUGUUGAAUGGAGAGGUGGUGGAGGAGGCAACGACAGCAGGCUUCCAGUUGGCCCAGAGAAUGGACAACACCAGGUACAUCUACGAUUCACUGAGAGAGGACAGAAGAGUGGAAGCUUCGGCGAACAUCGUGACGUUCGUCCUUGGCACCACCAUGGCAGUGACAGAUGCAACGGUGCUCGAAAUUCGCGCUCCAAUUGGCUUCCGCUUCCUGGAUGCCUGUGAUGGCCAGGUUGGUUGGGCGACGUGGGUGCCAUUGAUGUUGCCAUUCCCUACCUUCGGACUUUGUCAAGGCAUGGGUGCAGCAGACUCCAGCAUGGAAAACAUUGCACGACUGCAGGUUACUGGACCUUGGGAACUCGGCGACUAUGGUCUCUUCGUGACGGUGAUGAACCCCAUGUUCACCCCUGCCCGUAACUUCUGGGGCUUCACGAUCUACGACACGAAUAUGUUGCCUCUCAUGUCCGAGUCCUGGGUCUAUGGCUUUGACAUUCAAGUGGUGCUGAACCCUAUGCUGAAAGCCUACAACCAGGGGAAUGGUGUAGAUGGUGAAGCAGCCAUCAAUCACAUUGACAUCAGCUUCAUGCUGAGUACAAGGCUCCCUCCGCAGCCAAAUGCAGCACAUGCCAUUGUGGUAACAGCUCCUCAAGGAUUCUUCUUCCCAAGCAUUUGCCAGAGCUUCACUUUGGACACCUUUACGCCUGGUUUCACAGGAUUUCCCAAGGGCACAGGCUGCAAUGGGAACAAUGGCAACAUUCUGAAGAUUUCCUUGCCGUUCAUGCGAGAGUUGAGGAAUGGCACCAGCUACAUGUUCAGAGCCCUGGUGGUCAAUCCACGUGAAACCUUCACAGAUGUGACCUCACCAGACAAGUACUGGCGCAUUGAAUCGCAAUAUGCAGAUGGCACCAUGGUGGACCUCAAUCGGGUUAUCCCGUCCUUUCCAAUUCUCUCCAGAUUGCGCUACUUUGCGGUCAGCACGCUUUCACAGGUGGGCCUGGCCUCAACCACCUACAGGAUACAUUUCCGAACGGAUGAGUCUUUGCCUCCCCAGCAGACGGUGCACAUCUACCCACCGGCUGGAACCACCUUUGGUGGCCUGACAGAUGGGGCGUGCAUUGAUACGGAUCCUGUAUUGCUGAGCCUUCAGUUCCCAACCCCACUCAUUUCUGGGGUAACGCGGCUCCCGGAGUGGGUCUCCUGCCAGGUGGUCAGUCCCACAGAGUUGCGACUGCGCAAUGAAGAGCCAAUUCUGGGCGGCCGGCCGUUGAUUGCAGGCCCAGUCUUUGAGUUCUUCAUCAUGAAUGCAACAAAUGGAGAAAGCACACCACUGCUCAACCUCUUUCAAAUAGAGGCAAUGACGAGCACCCUUUUGGGAAAGGAGGUUUGGACGGCCCCUGGUUGGGUGAUCUACCCAGAGCUGAAACUGACGUCGGUGUCAACGGCCAAUAUGGGCUAUGGACUGUACACCAACUUCACCAUCAUGCUGCAAACAAUCACGGAGGUGCCAUCUGGUGGCUCAAUUCGUAUCAUUGCGCCUGAUGACUACUACUUUGGUCCGGUGAUUGAAACUGCUGCCACUCGAUACGAUCCACUCGUCUCUGAACCAUCUCCUCAGGGUGCUGGGCAGGAGCGGCCGUCGCCCACCCAGGUGACGAUUUGUCAUAUCCUCCGGCCGGACAAUUGGGCCUGCUCACUUGAAUUUGAGCCCUGUGUGAUCAUGAAUGAGUUGGAUGAGCUCAUCACACUUGGCAUGGUUCUGUCUCCUUCACAGGAAAAUGCCAGAGUUGGAAACAGGACGAUAUGCUUGGACUUGAGGUCGAAGUGCGAUGCUGGAGGGAAACUCUCAGACCUGGUCUCCUGCAGCAGUCAGGGCAGCACGCUGGACCUUUUCAUUGCACCCAUGGUGUACUUGCCAGCACGUCGCCUCUUCCAAUUCCUGAUCCAAGGCUACAAUGCCCGAAAUCCUCCAGUCAAUUCGUCAAUGAACAUGUGGCAUUACAUGACCAGAAAUGCAGACAGUGAAAACACGAUUCUGGAUGAGAAGCCACAAGUUCCUGGUGUCUCGCUGAUUGGCAUCGUCCUGGUGGACUCUAUGGUUCCUUCAAACACCAAGGCGAUGGCGACAUCAGCCACAUGCCAUGGCCAUGGCAUGGCAGGGAACUUGAGAUCACCAGAAGGUCCACAGGUGUCCACGGUCCAAGUUGUCGGCCAGGAACGUUGGAUGUUUGACAGGCUGCUCGUGAUGCUGGACCAUACAGUCACUGCGUCAGGAAAGCUCUCUGAUUGGCUGCUCGUGAUGCUGGACCAUACAAUCACUGCGUCAGGAAAGCUCUCUGAUUGGAGCCUGGGCCCACACGGGAAGGAAGUCCUUGCACAAGUCUCCAUCAGGCUGCUCGUGAUGCUGGACCAUACAGUCACUGCGUCAGGAAAGCUCUCUGAUUGGUACCUGGAUCGCCUCCUUUCUUCUGACUCUCCACCAACACUUGGUGCACGGAGCAAGAUCCAGGCUAUAACGUGGUCCGCUGAUGUAGAGACGGAAAAGGGCCGUGAUGGAUACUGGAUUUUGGAGGUGCAAGAGUGGGCCUCUUCAAUCUUUGCUGCUCCGGGCCACGCUCGGAACCUUGCACGUAGACAAGCCGAUGCUGCUGCCGCAUUGAUUCGAACGAGUGCAGAAGGAACAAGUGUUUGGCCAAGUGCAGACCAAGGAACUGCAUCGUUGGCGAUGCAGCUGGAUUCAGGUCCAGUGAAACGUCGAGCAACCCAUGCACUUCGCUCCGCGGUGCGAGAAGCUCUACGUUGGACAGAUCAUGGCAAGGUAUCACCCAUCAGGCUUGCAGACUCUUUGGCAAAUUGCGCCGUGGCAUUGCAUGCUCCCACUUCUGCUAUCCGCUCAUUGUGCUCACUAGCCAGGGUCAACGUCGGACUGUGGAGUGCUGUGAGGAACGGCAGCCUGCGCAAGCACAUUGCUCUGAAUGGCACGGAAGAUCAGCUCCGUGAAUUUGGCCGAUCCCAGGAGAAAUUUGUGACAGAGGAGGAGGUGGCUCUAUGGCGAGAUUGGUUGGUUACAGCAGACGCAGAGAUCCAAGACAUGGAAGACACUGCACCAUCUGCACCUGUUGAAAAGGAGCCUCAAAAGGAUUCAAAAAAAGAGGAGGCAUUAAAGAUGCAGUUGCUUCGCGACUAUCAGAAGUCAGCAGUUGAGGCCGUGAGGAGUGUAUUGCCGGAAAACUGCUGCGUGGUAUUGCCCUGUGGGGCAGGAAAGACUCGUGUUGGUGCAGCACUUACUUCAGAGUUCCUUGAGUCCUCUCCAGGCUGUGUGGUGGUUUUAUGUCUGCGACGUGAAGGAAUCCGGCAGUGGAAACGUGAACUCUCACAGAACUGGGGCAUUUCCGCCUACGAAGCUGGAGCUGCUCAGCCUGGAGAACUCACAACUUCCCAAGUGAUUCUGGUGACUUACCAUCGGAUGCUCUGUGAGCGUCGACGUGCCCUUGCAGAGACAUCAGAUGGACAGCCGGAAGCUGGUGGAUCAUCUGGAUCCAUCGCCGCCAGGCUAUGCGCUGCUGACAGAGGUUUGUUGAUUGCAGAUGAGUGCCACAUGGUCCCCGCGCCAAAGAUUUGUGAACUUCUCUCAAGUUUGCUGAGCAGCUCCCGGAGACUGGUGGGUCUCACUGCGACCCUUCUGAGGGAAAGUGGGGUGAACAAAGAAGCCGCAGAGAACGGUGAAGGAGAUGUGCCUUGGCCACUGCUGGGAAAGUGUGUCUUUCGCGAAACUUUUGCAAACUUAGCUCCGGAGUAUUUGGCACCGGUGCGCUGUGUAGAAGUAUCAGUGCCAGUUGUGGGUGAAUGGCGCAAGAUCUUCAAGAAGCAACAACUAGCCCCUGCAGUAUGCCUGUCAGGCGGUAAGUGGACAGUAUUGGAACGCCUGUUGGCAAAGCAUGCAGAUGACUCGCUUCUGAUCACCGUGGAACGCUGUGAACAGGCCAGGCAGAUCGCAACAAUGUUUGGUAUCAUUCCAAUUGAUGGGUCAGUUCCAGCUGCACAGAUGAAGGACUACUUGGAGCGUUUCAGACAACGAAAGAUCUUGGCACUGGUUGCAACGCAUGUGCUGGAUGACAGUGCAGACUUUCCAGAGCUGUUCGUGAUGAUCCAGAUGGGUGGCCACUUCGCCAGCCGCCGGCAAGAACAGCAACGGCUGGGUCGACUACUUCGUUGGGGUCCAGUGAAACGGCGUCGCUUCGAGGAGACGGGAGCCAGGCCUACAUUCUAUGACCCAAGCCCAGUUGAGACUUCGAGCUGUGGGGUUUGGGGAGAAUCGAGUCUCUCGCAAAAAUCGAAGCACUGCAUAGUUGAGACCCAGAGUUUUUGCAAAACCUUUGAACUCAGAUUCAGCCAGUCUGAGGUGUUAGUUCAUCAAGGGACGGUGGAAGAAAGGAUGAGCCGACACCGGACGCGGUCUGUGCUCGGCGUCAACUACGAGAGCGUUGACGCGAACAGCCUCCUGCAAAGCCCUGAGUCAACUCUUGGGAACGGUAGCGACUUUUUCCCAUCACGGCAGAAACUACAGGCAAGCAGUUUCAGGGAGCUGGAUGAGCAGCAUCAAGCUGCCAUGAAGAAGACAUUGGCUGGCUGCGUGGAGCUGUCGAAACGAGUGGCCAACAGCAUGCAAAGUGGAAAGAAGUGCAGAGAGGCGAAACUCUCUGAGAUUCGAAAAUGGCUUCGUGGGGAAAGCUCACCAGGCACAACUGAGGAUCAAGACGAUGAGGUCUUGGUGUGUUCAUCAGAGUCUGGCAGCUCCUCAAGUGGCCGGAAGAGACUUCCCUCAACAGGUGACGAGUCAAAGUCCAGCAGUUCUUCCAAUUCUUCGCAGACUUCCAAUGACUCCAGUGGCUCCAGUGGGUUGAGUGGUUCCAGUUCCUUGUCCACAGAUUCUUCCAAACCCAAAAAAACCAAAGCGGCCAGAAAGAGAAGCGACCAGAAAGCCAAGAAAGCCACAGCAGGUGAGGCCAAAAAAGGCCGAGGUCGCGGCAGAGGUCGAAAUGGUCGGAAGGCGAAAGGAGUGGCUUCACAGCCAGGUCCAGAUCCUCCAGAGCCAACUGAAUCCCCCAGGUGUGAUCCACGUGCGAUCCUGCGAAUUACCUUCCCGGUUGAGUACAUGCGAGGCGAAAAUGCCGCAUUUUCAGGGCCUGCUAUUCAGACUGGCUACACCUUUCCUCAACAGGUGGAGAGACGCCAAAGCUUAAACGUGGUUGAGCUAGAAGCCAUCGAAGAAGGCUACCCAGCCAACGUGCCACUGGUUAUCAUUUUGGGCCUGAGCAACCCAGAAAUAUCACCAACGAGGGCCAACAACGUUUGGAAAUUCGAAGCUUUCAGUUUGUCUUCUGGAACAGACGUUCUGCUGAACGUGAACCUGAACGUCACUGGCUUCAAGAUCUUUGGCGAGUUUUCAGGCGCAUAUGUCACUGGGACUGUGCUGUCACCACUGGCACAGAACGUGGUCGGCAUUUGGUUCAACUUGAAGAGUCCUCUAAAAGCCAGUCUAGAAACUGGGCAGACGAGUCAAAUGCGGCUUUGGCUGCCUCCGACGUUUCAGCCAUUGCCGGACUGCGGAACAUCAUUGAAUUUGUUUUCCUUGUCAUACGAUGUGGGCCGAGAGCUGGUGAAGAAUCCAUUCCCCACCACAAUCUCGUACUUGUCGCUGCCAUCUGGAACUUACUGCUUCGACCACUAUGAUGCAGCAAGUGGCCAGUGGUAUGUAGAGAUGACCAUCGAGCAAGAGGUGUCCUAUGGUUUGGACUUUGCCUUUGAAUUUGCCCUGACGAAUCCACUGCGCACACCGCCUUCGGCUGACAACGUGUGGAGAUUCGAAACACUUCAGAACGAUGUGAUCUUGCACUUGCGGCGGAGUGUUCCUGGCUUCGAUUUGGAGCAAAUCAAGGAAGUUCGUGUCACUCCGUCCGACACCACCACGCUACUGCCACUUCAUCGUUUGGAGUUCUACAUCAUGAGUGACAAGUACAUUCCUGGAGGUUCCAAGAUUGAGAUCACCGCGCCAAAUGGCUUUGUGUUCACCUGUGCUUUCUUUAGCACUGAUGAUGGGCUUGCCAACACGACUACGUGCUAUGUGAGGGAAAAUAACAUUGCAGAGUUCACCAUGGACACGUCCGACCCGUUGGCUCCAAAUUCGCCCUUCAGACUCUUCGUCUACGUGUCCAACCCAGAGUUCACACCGCAACAGAACUACUGGAACUUCCGCAUCAUCAGUCCUUUGGCCAAGACCUUGGACAUGCGCGACUUUGUGGACAGCUUUGACAUCACGGGACGACUGGAGGUGGACAUUCAGGCCACGUUCCCAUACUUUGGGCAGCUGAACCCGCUGCGAGUGGUUUUCGUGCAGUCCACUAUCCUGAACCAAGCGGACAUUGGCAACGAGCUGGUGCUGUCUGGCCCUGAUGGCUUCAUCUUCCCAGUGAACUGCACGGAUGGCUUUCGACUUCGAUUGAGCAAUCAGGUCGAGCAGCCAACCAGCAACAGAGGCUAUGACGUUGGCUUUGUUUUUCCACCGGAAGGUAUGACCUGCAGGGGCUACGACAAUGCAACAGUAAGCAUUCGAUUCCCAGACGGUGCAGGUCUCCUCCGAAACAACUACACGCUUGAGGUAGAUGUGAACAAUCCUGGGUAUCCACCCAACUCCACCACUUGGAGUUUCAUUACCCGAAUUCGAAAUGACCAGGAAGAUGAAAGGAUCGCAGACGCCAACCGUACUCUGGAAGGCUUCGGCCUGGUGGAGUUGCUUCCAAUGCGUCAGACUCCCAGAGCAGAGGAAAUUGUACUUCCGAAGGUUCUGCAAGACAAAGUGCGGUGCUUGCACUGCUUCCUCUUGUCGGCGGCUCGUUAUUUGAGUGCAUGGCUAGCAGAACUGGCUGCCAAGGGUGGUGCAAAUGCAAAACCGUUUUUGGAAGAGGCUGCAAAGGCCGUUGGCAAGCCAUUGGCAUCACUGGAGGUAGCUAAAGCCUUGGAUGAGAAGCUGAGCAAGCUGCCCUCGAACCAGCGGAGUUCAUUCCUUGUUCCCAGGAACGGUGGGUUACCGGAGACGGAUGCCUCUUUGGCACCCCCGCAAGAAGAGUGUGUGUAUUUGGUCGGGAAUUCCCUGGGCCUACAACCCAGCAAGACCAAGGAGCUGGUUUGCGAGGAAUUGGAUAAAUGGGCAUCCUUGGGCGUAAACGGCCACUUCACAGGGGACCGCCCCUGGAUGCCCAUUGAUGAGAACGUUCUUGAGCAGAGUGCCAAAGUAGUUGGAGCAGAAAAGUCCGAGGUGGCUAUCAUGAACAGCCUUACUGUGAAUUUGCACUUGCUUUUUGUGUCCUUUUUUAGACCAAAUGGCAAGCGCAACAAGAUCAUGUACGAGGCUGCAGCUUUUGGUUCGGACUACUUUGCCUUUGAAUCACAGGCACGACUUCAUGGCCUUGACCCAAAAGAGGUCCUGCUGCCCAUCAAGGCGAGGGAUCAGGAACUGCUUCGGACUGAAGAUAUUGUGUCAGCCAUAGAAGCUGCGGGGGACACCCUCGCAACAGUUUGUUUCGGCACCGUGCAGUACUACACAGGGCAAUUCUUCGACGUCCCAACCAUCACAAACGCAGCUCACAAAGUCGGGGCUACGGCAAUGUGGGAUUGCGCUCAUGCUGUUGGCAAUGUCGACUUGAAGUUGCACGAGUGGGAAGUUGAUGGUGCAUGUUGGUGUAACUACAAGUACCUCAACUCUGGUCCUGGAGCCAUUGGUGGGUUCUUUGUUCACCGCAAACACCAUGACAAAGGCUUGCCUCUCCUUGCGGGAUGGUGGGGUCAAAAGCAAUCGACACGUUUCAACAUGGCGCAUAACUGGGACCCAGAGGCAGACGCUGGAGCUUGGCGCUUAUCCAACCCACCGGUCUUGCAGACCGUGUCGUUGCUGGCGAGCCUGGAGGUGUUCUCCAGGACCACCAUGGCUGAGCUGCGGGGAAAGUCUAUGCUUUUGACUACUUAUUUGGAGUCGCUGCUGAGAGAUUCUUUUGGAGCAGACUUGAGCGUGAUCACUCCCUCACUUCCAGCUCGAGGUUGUCAACUUAGUCUGAAAUUCUCACAGGAGAAAGCAUGCUUGGCAACCUUCUCUGCACUGGAAAAGCGUGGCAUCGUUGUGGACCACCGAAAGCCUAAUGUCAUCCGGGUUGCACCUGCACCCCUUUACAAUACGUUCGUGGAUGUGCAACGUUUUUGCGCAGCCUUCAGAGAAGCUUUGGAGGAGGCAACUGGGGAGCCUGCUGCCAAGCGGGCUAAGGCGUGA
Messenger RNA from Cladocopium goreaui, 15771 nucleotides. NCBI's taxonomy places the organism in Eukaryota, Dinophyceae, Suessiales, Symbiodiniaceae. The record is from the annotation of a GenBank genome assembly.